Messenger RNA from Eremomyces bilateralis CBS 781.70, 650 nucleotides. RefSeq lists its product as uncharacterized. The transcript has a single exon. NCBI's taxonomy places the organism in Eukaryota, Fungi, Ascomycota, Dothideomycetes, Eremomycetales, Eremomycetaceae. The record is from RefSeq and is a predicted model, not a curated record. The coding region runs from base 216 to 605 and encodes 129 amino acids.
ACCGGACAGAUAUAUAUCUAGAUUUUAGAUUGCCUACGUCUAACCAUGAUAGGAUAAAAAAGGUGCUAAGGCUGCCUCAGAGGCGUAGUGGACGAGCGUAUAUCUAAGCGAUCAACCUCCCAUACUACCUAUUCGAACUCCACGCCAUUCGCACUGAACAAGGAGAGACAGUGAGGUCCUAAAGGUCGAUUAGUGUGACAAAGAUCCUUCUCGGUAUGCCUAAAGCAAAGAAGACUAAGAGCCGUCGGCAUCGAAGGGGGGCCAAGUCUAAUUCCGCUCCUAAUGCUCCUAGCACUAGAGGACGAGAACUCGAGCGGAUCCUGGAUAUCCCGGGCUCAGAGCUUGCAUCCUAUAUUAAACAGUUGGUGCGGGCAAAGGAGCGUCGCGUCAAUAUCCACGAUGAGGUUUCCAUUGACGACAUGCUGUCUAUGCAGGUGAAGAUAAUCGAGUCUACUUUGAGGAGGUUACUACGCGAUCGAUAUCCCCAAAGUCACACUGCUGUUGAACCGAAGGAUCUACAGAUCGCUAUUCUAUCCCGCCUUAUCUUUGCAAAGCAGGAUACAAUCCUAAUCGCACAGACAGGCUUCGGAAAGAGCUUGAUAUAGAAGAUCGCUGUUAGGAGGCCUCGAAUCUUCGUAACCUGCUACUAC